UUCUCUGGAUGGCCAAUAAUGUCUUUACGCGGGGCGUGGCCUAAUCAGGAAAUGGAACUUGACUCUCACCCGCUCCAGACUUGGUCACAUGGCUGUGUGAUGUCACGGUUAGCCUCCGAGAGCGCUAAUGGCUGUAGAGAGGGAGUGGGUAUUUGGGACUAGGGGGCUGCACAGGCUCUUGGUGCUGCUGUUCUUCUGCCCCCAUGUAUAUACAGAGCCCAUUACUCUAGGCAUCGCUGUCGCUACGGCUGCGGUUCUUACAGGCUACUUGUCUUACCCGCGCUUCCACUGCUACUGGUCCGAGUGCUGUGAGCCGGAGCGGCCGCUAAACCAGACAGCCCUACAGGCCGAUCUAAGGCAAAAGUUCUUUGGGCAGCACUUGGCUCAGGAGGUGGUGUAUCGAGCAGUGUUGGGUUUCAUGAGCAACAAGAAUCCUAAGAAGCCACUGGCCCUGUCUCUACACGGAUGGACUGGAACCGGAAAGAAUUUUGCCAGCAAAAUCAUUGCAGACAAUAUAUACGAACUGGGAUUCAACAGUAAAUUUGUCCAUCUUUUUGUCGCUACUCAUCAUUUCCCUCAUGACAGCAAGGUUCAUCAGUAUAAGGAUCAGCUGCACAUGUGGAUCCGGGGGAAUGUCACUCAGUGUCCUCGCAACUUGUUUAUAUUUGAUGAGAUGGACAAGAUGCACCCGGGACUUAUCGAUGCCAUCAAACCUUUUUUGGAUUAUUAUGACAAUAUAGAUGGCGUGUCCUAUCGGAAUUCUAUCUUCAUUUUCCUCAGCAACGCCGGAGGGGAUCUAAUUACUCGGAAGGUGCUGGAGUUCUGGACGGCAGGGAAGCAGAGGGAAGAACUGCAGUUAAAGGACUUGGAGAGUGUGAUUUCUCUUGGCAUAUUUAACAACCAAAAAAGUGGAUUUUGGCACAGCAGCCUCAUCGACAAGAACCUCAUUGAUUUCUUUGUUCCCUUUCUGCCGCUGGAGUACAAGCACGUAAAGCAGUGCGUUAUCGCAGAAAUGCAACACAGAGGCAACCCAGUAGACAUGGAGCUGGUGGACAAAGUGACUAGAGAGAUGACAUACUACCCAAAGGAGGAGAAACUGUUCUCUGACAAAGGAUGUAAAACGGUGUCGGCCAAAUUAGACUUUUAUCUCUGAAUCCCAUCAGGGGACAAUGCUAUGGUUCUGCCUUAAAUGGGACAAUAUGGGGCUGGGGACUUUGCACAGACUAUUCCCUAUGCACUAAAUUAAAAGAAAAUCUUUUUAUGGGAAUUAACUGCAAAUGGCACUUCUUAUUGAUAUUGAAAGGUUCUUAAAAGAGAACUAAAGCCAACAAAUAUGUCUAAUGACUGACUUGCUGUACCAGUCCAGAUAUUUAUAAUAGUAAUUCAGGCCUUCAACGCUGUACACAGAUAUUGCUAUUGUCUAACCCUGUUAGGUCCAAAUUCAUUACUAUUCAGCCUUAUAUCAUAAAGUAUGUUGUGGCAUGGGCAGCUACCUGGGGCAUUUUGGGAAGGACAGAUCUUCACGACUGAAGAGCUUUGGAAGCUUUAGGUGUGUGUGUAUAGAAGUUCAGACAUAAGGUGUAGCUUUUCUGGCCAUAUUCUUUGCUGAGCAUUAGUUCUUCUUUACAUGACUUUAAACCUUUUUAGGUACUCUCACUCUUUUUAUUCCUUUUCUAUUUGCACAAAAAGCCAAAGAAAAGACCUGAAAAUGCCAGUGGCCUAAUUGAUUGUUACAACAAACCACAGUUGAACCCUCCACCAUCAAUGCUGAGAUAUAUUCGUGUGACUCCAAUGCUUAUAAGUGACCCAACCCAAGUAGGCCUAUGAAAGUUAAAUAAAUAGAUAUAUAUAUUUAACUUUUAUAGGCCUACUUGGGUUGGGUCACUUAUAAGCAUAUAUAAUAUAUUUUAAAGACUUCAAGGAAAAUAUCAUGUGAGCUUUGCAGAUUUGCACGAGGAAGAGAGCAGGUGCUGGGUCCCCCCUUUUGUUGGAAAUGCAUUAGUGAUACUUUCUUUAUGCAUCCAUGCUUUCCCAUACUCUCCCAUAGUGCCUUGUGGCUGCUUACAUGUAGCUAAACUCAGAACAUUAAAGUGAAUGCAUAGGAACUGAUUUCAACCCCAGUAGAAGUUCUAGUAUACCCUGUUGAAGCCACAGAGAUUCUGCUGCAUAAGUGUGUCCAUGUUGUGUUUGUAUGUUUAUAUAUUGGGCUGUUGGCACACGGCUGUUUGGGAUUGCUGUAGUCAUCUCUGGGAGAACCACUGAGAUCAAAGGACCUUAUUGUACUGGGGAAGGUGCUUCCAAUCACGACAAACACUUUUCCUUGUGGUAUUAGCUGGCUAACAUUGAAGACAGCACGGGCCAAACAAUGCCACAUACUGUAUUGUUAGGGUCUAUUGUAGGCAGUGGUUUUCCUAUUCAUAAGGAAAGAGGAAAACUGCCAGUCAGUUUGGGCAUUGCAUUUAACAUGGUAAAGCAGCAAGUCCAAGGAAGGAAGCUUAUUUUUAAAAGAAAUAUGGUACUUAAUAAAUGAUUGUAAAUUGAAGGGGGGAGGGGGUAUUUGGGCAUGUUUUUCUUCAGAUUAAAAUAAAUGUUAGUAUUUUUCUGCUUUUCUAGUUAUUAAAACAUAAUCCUUUUUCAUUA
This is a messenger RNA of Xenopus laevis (African clawed frog), 2640 nucleotides long. Its product is annotated as torsin-1A. The coding region runs from base 128 to 1153 and encodes 341 amino acids. The transcript has 5 exons. The record is from RefSeq and is a predicted model, not a curated record. NCBI's taxonomy places the organism in Eukaryota, Metazoa, Chordata, Amphibia, Anura, Pipidae.